UUUUAAUUACGAAAGGAAGCAAUUAACGAAAAAAAAUAGGUGUUCAUCUGCCCAUAUAUGGUAAUAUCAAUGGGCGACACUAAUGCCAACUUUCCAAAAAAAUAUUAUUGUACGUCAUUUUUUUGGUAGGCUAUGGGACUUAGCGGCUGACUGUGUUUCUCUAUAAAUAAUUAAAAGUACUGAGUGACCAAUAGUUUUAGCAUUAUCAACUUAGUGAUUAGUUAGUAAAGAGUGUUCAUAAAAUGUCUUACUCUCAUAAAUAUACUUGGGCGGCAUUGCCGAGGACCCAGAGAGGUACACCGCUAGUUUUAGGCGGAGAUCCGAAGGGCAGAAACUUCCUGUAUACCAAUGGGAAUUCCGUUAUCAUCAGAGAUAUUGAGAACCCCGCGAUCUCGGAUACAUACACAGAGCAUUCUUGUCAAGUGAAUGUCGCGAAAUAUUCGCCAAGCGGCUUCUACAUUUCUUCAGGAGACGCGUCCGGUAAGAUUCGCAUUUGGGAUACGGUGAACAAGGAGCAUAUACUUAAGAAUGAAUUCCAACCAAUUGGAGGGCCGAUCAAAGACAUUGCGUGGAGCGCUGACAACCAGCGUAUGGUCGCUGUCGGAGAAGGACGGGAAAGAUUCGGACAUGUAUUUAUGUCGGACACGGGUACUUCAGUCGGUGAGAUUAGCGGUCAGUCCAAGCCAAUUAACUCAGUGGACUUCAAACCUUCGAGACCGUUCCGCAUCGUCACAGCUUCAGAAGAUAACACUCUCGCCGUCUUCGAAGGGCCCCCGUUCAAGUUCAAGUGCACUAAGCAGGAACACACACGAUUCGCCCAGGCAGUCCGUUACAGUCCCGAUGGCAGUCUCUUCGCAUCAGCCGGUUUUGACGGAAAAAUCUUCCUCUUCGAUGGCGCCACUUCCGAACUUAAGGGGGAGAUUGGUUCGCCCGCCCACAAGGGUGGAGUGUACGGUAUUGCCUGGUCCCCAGACGGCAAGCAACUACUUUCCUGCUCCGGUGACAAGACCUGCGCUAUAUGGGAUGUAGAGACCAUGCAACGUACUGUUCUCUUCAACAUGGGCAACGCUGUUGAAAACCAACAGGUAUCCUGCCUCUGGCAAGGCAAGCAUCUCCUCUCCGUGUCUCUAUCCGGAGUAAUCAACUACCUAGAUAUUGAGAAUCCGGACAAACCGCUGCAGAUUCUGAUGGGACACAACAAGCCUAUCACCUGUCUUGCUCUGCAUCCAGACAGACAUACUGUCUACACUGCUAGCCAUGACGGCUGUGUCACCGCUUGGAAUGUGGCUACCGGCGAGGGCCGGCACGUGCAGGGCGCGGGGCACGGCAACCAGGUGCAGGGCAUGCGCGCCGCCCGCGCCGGGGCGCUGCUCUCCUGCGGCAUCGACGACACGCUGCGCCGCGCCCAGCCCGCCGCUGAAGGUGAAGUACCGACAUACACGGACGUAUCGAUUCCCCUCGGGUCCCAGCCGCGCGGCAUGGACCAUAUCAUUGAAGAUGACACUACCAUCGUCGCUACUGUCAAAGAGUUGGCGGUAGUGAUCGGUAAUAGCAAGCAGUCGAGCUUGCCUCUAUCGUACGAGCCGACUUGCGUCAGUAUCGACACCAAGUCCAGGCACGUCGCUGUUGGUGGAGCCGACAACAAAGUCCACAUAUACACUUUGGACGUCCGAACCCUAACUCCUGGCGUGACCAUGGACCACCUGGGCCCCGUCACCGAUGUGGCCUUCAGUCCCGACUCUAAAUAUUUGGUCGCCAGCGACGCCAAUAGGAAGCUUAUUCUCUAUUCGACUGAUGAAUACAAGCUGGCCCACAACAAGGAGUGGGGCUUCCACACCGCCCGCGUCAACUGCGUGGCUUGGAGCCCUGACUCGUCGCGCAUCGCGUCGGGCUCCCUCGACACAUGCAUCAUCAUCUGGAGCGUGGACGCGCCCAACAAACAUACCAUCAUUAAAAAUGCACACCCUCAAAGCCAGAUUACUGGGUUAGCUUGGCUCGACGACGAAACCGUCGUGUCGGUCGGACAGGACGCGAACACACGCGUCUGGACCGUACCUAAAGCUUAGACCUUCCUAAUAUAACAAUUUGGCGGAAUAUUCUAUGACCAUCACCAUUUUUACGCAAUCUCAACCUGCGCACGAGUUGAUGACUAAAAACUCUAAAUUAUUUUAUGUAUUUGGAUUUUAUCUG
This is a messenger RNA of Spodoptera exigua (beet armyworm), 2190 nucleotides long. Lineage: Eukaryota; Metazoa; Arthropoda; Insecta; Lepidoptera; Noctuidae. The record is from the annotation of a GenBank genome assembly.